Messenger RNA from Cajanus cajan (pigeon pea), 2344 nucleotides. RefSeq lists its product as uncharacterized. Lineage: Eukaryota; Viridiplantae; Streptophyta; Magnoliopsida; Fabales; Fabaceae. The record is from RefSeq and is a predicted model, not a curated record.
UGUCACAGCUAGUGGAACGGGAAGGUUAUGCAUUCUUCGUUACUUUUGAAUUCAAUAGGCUUCCUAUGUUUUGUUCUAAUUGUCAUUGUAUAGGCCAUGUAAACUCUACGUGCAACAUGAAUAACCAUGUAGAAGAGGCUGCAGAAAAGCCACAAAAUGAACCAAAGAUAAAUCAUGGAUCAAGAAAACCAUCUGAUACAGCAGUUGCGAGGCAUAAUUCAGGUGUGUUUGAAGCUGGACAACAUGUAGGUGAUCCAGCUGAUCCAAUUGCACCGAAUGCUCAGCGGGUCAGUGGCUUGGGUAAGCCAAAUCAUGUCUCGGUCACAGGAUCAGAAUUACAGUUGGAGCUGGAAAAGGCUGCUGCAAUUAUCAAUGUUGGUGCAGCAGCUGAGUCAGCUGCUGAUUUGGUCCCAAUCCAGCAAAGAUUAAUAGUGCUGCCAAGGUCAGUCUUGGAGAAUGCAACUACUACUGCUUAUGUGAUCAAGGAUGUUGGAGCAGCUGCUCAUUUAGCAGUUGCGGAUUAUAAUGCGGAUGUAGCAUUUAAUUCCAAUGUGAAAUGUAAAUUUGGUGCAACAAAUGACUCUAAUAUACAGAAAUGUGUAUCUUCACCAGCUGAGCCGAAUGUAGCAACUGCUAUAACUGUUGGUUGUGUUGAUCAUGCAGUAGGCAUUCCAGCUGCUAAGUUGAUUCCUGAUUAGCCACGUUCAAUUAUGAUGCUAAGGACAGAUUAUGCAGCAGCUGCUACCCCCGUAAUCAUUGAUGUUGGUGUAGCACCAGCUGCUGAUUUGGUCUCAGUCUAGCCUUAGUCAAUUGUGAAGCCAAGGAUAGUUUUAGAUAAGGCAGCAGCUAAAUCAGCAGCUAAGACUUAUAAUGUGAAUGUAGUAGCUAAGGUACGUAAAGUUGGUGCACCAGUUCAAUGUAACGUGGCUGCAUCAGCUGAGUCAGAUGUGGGCAGUAAAGUUGGUGUAGCAGAUAACUCUGGACCCAAAAAGGGAUGUUUAUUUGCACCACGGAAUGCAGCAGCUGCUGCAACUGAUAUGGGUGAUGCAGAAGUGAAUUCAGCAUCUGUGGGGUCACUUGAAGGCAUGCCAUCCCUUGACGAUUUUUUUGAAGAGGAGAACCAAAGAUGUGGUGUUGCAUCUGAAUCAGAGGGUGAUAGUCCACCCUCGGUCAGGCAUAAGCAAACUUAUGCUGAAUAUCAACUAAGAUCUGAAGCAAGGGCUGCCAAAUUCGCUAAAUUCUCUUAAAUUUGCUAAAUUCUCUUAAAUUGUAUUUGGAGAUUUGUGGGGUGCAAGUUGACUGUAUAAAGUUUAACUGAUAUGGUUUCAGACUAUGCCACUUGAUUGGCAUUGUUAGCAUUACUUUGUAUCUCUUGUUUUUUAUUUUUUUUGUGGGUUUUGGUUUGGUCCCCCCACCUUGUACUUUUAUCUUUCAUUUUAAUUUUAGCCUUUAUUGAUAUGGAGCACAUGAUUGGUGUGUUGCAGGGUACUAACACUAGUGGAAAACGAGGCUUUUACAUCACCUCUUUCUCAUCGAACUUAACAAAAAUCGACGUAAAAAAGAUGCGGUGGAAUUUUUGUAAUUUUUGUGAACUUUUUAUGUCAGACCUGGUAAGGUUCAACGUAAAAUGUACAAUCUACGUCAGACACAACAUACAACCGACGUAGAUUGUACACGCAUGGGAGGCACACGCAUGCACGCAAGAGAAUCAAAAGAGUGCAUGGGAGGCACAUGCAUGCACUCACUCACUCGGAUCUCAUCACUUUUAUAAAUUCUUCUUUGUAUAAACCCUCUCCCUCUCCUUUGUUUCUAAAUCAUUUUUUUUAUCUUUUGCAGAGUGAGGUGAACUCUUCGUUACUCAUUCGCACAUUGUUGCAGCUCAGGUUAAUUGUGGAGCAUUUUUGGGCUUGGAUAUUAAUUUUGGACUUCAAGAGAUAAAGUGACAUGCCAGCGCCAUGUCAGCAUUACAGUGCCACGUCAGCGCCACAUCAGCAACAUGCUUGCAUUUUUGUUAACCUUGUAUUAUUCAUUUUCAGGCCAGACAUAUCCAGAGAGGGCCCAAUUUCAUUUUAGGUCAUAGGAGUCUAGGUUAGGGAUGACUUGGCAGCCAUUAACAUUAACAAUCUGAUGUGACCACGUUUUGGACACUUCUUCCUUCCCUUUAUUUUUACAUUUUUUUGGCUCUCUGUUCUGCUAUCUCCAUUUUUCACAUUUUUUCUAUCCAGUCAUGUUUUGUUUUGCUGGUUGUAUUUUGAGACUGAGUUUUUUUGUUGAAUGAAUACAGAUUGUUAGUUUCAUUUUCUUCUCCUUCUUCGUUGCAUUUUUUUUUUCAUUUAUGUUGAAU